Messenger RNA from Drosophila miranda, 826 nucleotides. Its product is annotated as immune-induced peptide 18. The transcript is spliced from 3 exons. Lineage: Eukaryota; Metazoa; Arthropoda; Insecta; Diptera; Drosophilidae. The record is from RefSeq and is a predicted model, not a curated record. Bases 561 to 773 code for a protein of 70 amino acids.
CAGAUACACAUUUCUCAUUUCUCACUUCCACAAAUUUUGGUCGACUCCUGCGUAUUGUUGCGUAUAUCAGAUGAGUAAGAUGAUGAAUAAGAUAUGGACUCAAUUCAGGGGUGGCUGCAUACUUCGAGGAAAUUUGAUUAAAUUCAACAAUAGUAUUACCGGCAAAAUUGAAAAUGAUCUAAAAAUCGAAGAGUUGCUAACGGAACGGAAGCAACUGGAGACAAAAGCCAGCACGCUCACCAAGCAGGUCAGAGGACUAGAGGUCAUUGUCUCCGACUUGACGCGGGCUAUUAAACGCACAGAGUUCCAUAAAGACAUGGAUCUGAGAAUUAAAGUGACAGCAAAAAAAGCACCAGCCGAACAAGGGAUUGAGAGCAGCACUACCACGACAUCUUCUCCGUCAGACAAAAAAAAACCACCCAAUGUCGGUGAUAUGAGUUGAUGCAAAAAUCCCCUCGAGUGGUUCACAGGGGUUUCAUUAUCAACAGAACGUGUCGGAAACCUAUAAAAGCAUUCAUCUCGACUGAGAUUGGCAUUCAGAAAGCAAAAGAUUCCAAACGAUGAAGCUGUUCGCACUGUGUUGUCUGCUGUUCGCUCUACUCGGAUGCCUGGUCUCUCCAAGCUAUGGCUCGCCAUCCCGUCACAGCGGAGGAGGAACUGGAGGAGCGCCUGGAGGAGCUGGAAAUCCUUUCAGACAGCCGCCCGCACCACGUCCUUUCAUCUAUGACUCGCCGAUCCGAAGACCAGGUCAACCAAAAACUAUGUACGCUUAAAUCAACAAAUGUGACUUAAUAAAUUUACUAAAUAUGAAAACGGAGAAAAGUGA